Molecule: messenger RNA, 723 nt
Organism: Microthlaspi erraticum
Lineage: Eukaryota; Viridiplantae; Streptophyta; Magnoliopsida; Brassicales; Brassicaceae
Source: the annotation of a GenBank genome assembly
AUGAGGCCAAAGAUCUUUCUUUUUGGUGAUUCCAUCACUGAAGAAUCGUUUAGUGAUGGUGGUUGGGGAGCUUCUCUCGCCGAUCUUCUCUGCCGCAAGGCUGAUAUAGUGCUACGAGGAUACAGUGGAUAUAAUACGAGGUGGGCGUUAAAAGUCGUGGAGAGAGUUUUUCCGGCGGCGGCAGAAAACGGCGGAGAACAUCCGGCGGCGGUGACUGUAUUCUUCGGAGCCAACGACGCGUGUUUACCGGAGAGAUGCUCGGGGUUUCAGCACGUGCCACUUCACGAGUAUAAGCAGAAUCUUCGCUCUAUUGUUUCAUUUCUCAAGAAUCGUUGGCCACAAACGGUCAUUAUUCUCAUAGCUCCACCUCCAAUCGACGAAGAGGCUCGCCUCCGGUAUCCUUAUAUCGAAAACACGACGGGCAUUCCAGAAAGAACGAAUGAAGCAGCCGGAUCAUAUGCAAAAGCGUGUGUAGAUGUUGCUAACGAAUGUCAAAUCUCAGCCAUUGAUCUUUGGUCCAGAAUGCAGCAAAUUCCAAAUUGGCAAACGGAAUGUCUAUGGGACGGUUUGCAUUUGAGUCGGAUAGGGAACAAAAUAGUGUUUGAAGAAGUUGCAAAUAAGCUUAAAGAAGAAGGCAUUGGAGCUGAGGAUUUGUUAGUGGAUCUUCCCCUCAUUGAAGACGUUGAUCCGAAGAAACCUCUCGAAGCCUUUGAUGAGUUUUGA